UGUGAGCCCCCCCCCAACCCCUACCCAACCAACGCCUUCAAACUGAACCGGGAGUAUCACAUCCGACAUCGCGACCCCACCCCCACCCCCCCAAGCGUGGGGCCCGGGGCGGUCGCGCCGGUUUUCCGUGUACCCUCGGGACAACUGCCACCGGGCCGACUUCGCCGACUUCCCCUCGAGGCCGUCACGUGAAUGGUGGCAGCUGAGGGCGGGAGACGUCCUAGAGGAGGUGGUUUCAUGUGACCGCGUGACAGUGACGAGGUGGAGGAGGAGGCAGUGGAGUCGUGACGACACUAUCAGCUCAGGGGGGGGGGGGGGGGUGCUGAAAUCUCUCCGGUGGGGCUCCCAAUGUCGCGAUUCGUCUCUUCGCACGGUCGCGCCUCGAGGCUCUUCGACGUCGCCGGCUCCCCCUAGCCCGAAUCGCAUCGUGAAGCAGUUUCAUCACAACAACAUCAUCAACAUCAUCAACAUCAUGUAAACCGCGUUCUACAUCAGCGUCGUUGUUGUUGAAAAACAAAUCUCAUGGUGCUUGUUAAGGGGGGCUCCAACUCGUAGCUUUGGCUAGGAGAGAGGGGGGGGGGCAAGGCACUUCCUGCCUGCCGCACGCUCGUCACGCCGCUACUGGGAGAAAGAGGAAGGAUCGAGGAGGAGGUGAGAAAGGUGGACGAGGUGGACGAGGUGGUUCAUGGAGCAACGACAGCACAGCGGCGUGGGUUCUUCUGUGUUGGUGGGGGGCGAGAUGAGUCGGAGCUCGCACCGCUACCGAACGUUCAUGAUGGACGAGAUUUUAUCGUGCACGGCCAAGAGCCCCGGCCCCCCGCGCCCCGCGGAGCUGGGGACGCGGGCGGCCUCCUCCUGCCCCUUCGUCUACCGGGCGCCGUCAGCCGCAGCUGUUUUCCCGCGACCCCUCCUCGCCUCCUACAAGUUCUCCAUGGUUCACGGAGCGGCCGCAUGCCCGCUGCUGUCGCCGGCGAGCGGCGCUCCGACUUUUCUGGGGGGGGCCCUGGUGGCCGGGACCCCCUUCCCGGGGGAGCUGAGGCCCCGGGCAGACCCCGUGGCCCCAGGAAUCCGCAGCAAGAGGUGUCGGAGGAGUCGCACGGUGUUCACCGAGCCGCAGCUGCUGGGGCUCGAGAGGAAGUUCGAGAAGCAGAAAUACCUGUCGACGCCGGACAGGAUGGACCUGGCGGACAGCCUGGGACUGAGUCAGUUGCAGGUGAAGACCUGGUACCAGAACCGGCGCAUGAAGUGGAAAAAGACGGUGCUGGAAGGCGGCGUGACAGAUCCGCCGACGAAGCCCAAGGGCCGCCCGAGGAAAAGCUCCCAACCCGAGGAGCGGAGAGCCCCACAGUCCCCCCCGCGGGGUCAACCUUCCGUCGAAGCGGACCUAGGGGAGGGCCAGGGGGAAGUGGAGGGAAGCGGCCGCCGGGACCCCCUCGGAGGCGACGAGCCGAGCCCUCCCGGAGAAGCCGACUCCGACUGAUGCAAUGCGUUUGCUCGAUGAGACACGCCACCGUUACUAUGGCGGGACCAGUCCAUCCAUCCAAAGGAUGGUGAUGAAUACGAUGGCGACGCUUAUUAUCGUGGUGAUGAUGAAGACGAUGAUGGCGAUGAUAACUUAUGGUUAGAACGAUGAAGAUUACAACGAUGGUGGUGAUACAGACAUCGAUGGUGGUGGUGGUGACGAUUAAGACGAUGAUGAUGAUGCCGGUUCUAACCGAUGUAGAGGCGAUAUUUUGACUCAAUGAGACACGGCGUCGUUGCUAUGGCGGGAGCAGUCCAUCCACCCAAAGGACUGGUGACGAACACCAUGGUGGUGGUGGUGGCGAUGAAAACGAUGGCGAUUGUGUCAAAAGCUCACCCGAGGUCAUCACGUGGUGUACAAACCGGUCCUGUGCCUCCCCUAGGUCGGCUCGGCCUCAAGUGACUUUGCCCGGGCUCGCGGGAACGAUUGCGUGCGCGCGUCAACACCGGCACGCGGGGGGAGACAAAGGCGGCCGUGGUGGAACCCAGAAACCCUCUCCCCGUCAAACAAAUAGGCGACGUUUCGGGCAAUGAUCCUUCUUUAGCAUUGGGCAUACACAGAGAGAGAGCAGGCAGGCAAGCGGGGUGAAGUUCAACCCGUAGUAUCAUUAUUAACUCCCAUCUCUCCGGCCUCUCUCUUUAAGCUCUGAAGAAGGGCCAUUGCCCAGAACGUCGCCCAUUAUUUCGCACCUCCGAUGAGCACGGUUGGCUACGUACG
Petromyzon marinus (sea lamprey) is the source of this 2239-nucleotide messenger RNA. RefSeq names its product homeobox protein BarH-like 1b. Gene Ontology annotation, molecular function: DNA-binding transcription factor activity, RNA polymerase II-specific; DNA binding. Gene Ontology annotation, biological process: regulation of DNA-templated transcription. The record is from RefSeq and is a predicted model, not a curated record. NCBI's taxonomy places the organism in Eukaryota, Metazoa, Chordata, Hyperoartia, Petromyzontiformes, Petromyzontidae.